CCUGUGAGGAGGAGGACGCAUUACGUACAGAAGCGGGGCCGGGGCUUCUGGGAAAAGCCAGGAGUUGGAAGAAAACGGAUCAUGUGGAUCACUCUCACCAUGCUCGCCAGAUAUUCACGACGCUCGUCUACUUCCUGCUCUUCAUUGUUCCAAACUUCCAAGAGCAUAUGUCAGGAAGUUGGCAUAGGCAGACAGCAAAUAUGGAGCCUUCGGAGAUGCAAGGAUGGAACAAAAUGCACCAGCAUCGUUCCACAUAACAUGCUACAUUCCUCCUCUAUGAGCUUCAAAAUAAAAAAUAAACAUAACCAUACAAAAAACUUUCCAGUAUUAGAUGGAAGCAUCCCUUCCUUGUAUAGACACGUAGUUGAAGGCAAUGCAAGAAACAGUGAGAUCUGCUUUCAGAGGUAUUCAGAGUUGCUUGUGAAGGUCAGUAAAGGAGGAGGAAAAAAUGCAAUAUUGCGCCACACUCAGAAGAACAAAAAGUUGCUUGUUCGUGAACGCUUAAAGAUGCUUCUUGAUGAUGAAAGUUUCCUUGAGCUCUCCCCUUUUGCAGGCCUUGACAUGCCUUAUGGUGAUGUUCCUGCAGCAGGAUGUCUCACUGGUAUUGGAAAAAUAUGUGGAGUCUGGUGUGUCUUCAUGGCAAAUGAUGCAACUGUGAAAGGUGGGACCAUUUAUCCUAUUUCAGUGAAGAAACAACUGAGAGCUCAAGAAAUAGCAAUUAAAAAUAGACUUCCAUCUGUUUACCUUGUGGACAGUGGGGGAGCAUUCUUGCCACUUCAGGCAGAGUUGUUUCCUGACCAAUUCCACGGAGGCCGAAUUUUCUACAAUGAGGCUAUGAUGUCUGCAUUGAGAAUCCCUCAGGUGGCAGUUGUGUGUGGUUCUUGUACUGCUGGAGGUGCUUAUGUUCCUACCAUGGCAGAGGAAACAGCCAUUGUAGAUAAAAUUGGCACAAUGUUUCUCGCUGGGCCCCCUUUAGUUAAAGCUGCCACAGGAGAAGAUAUUCAUCCCGAGGCACUGGGAGGAGCCGACCUGCAUGCUAAGGUCAGUGGCUGUGUUGACCAUUUUGCAUCUUCAGAAAAAGAAGCAUAUGAAUGUGUUAGAAAUAUUAUUUCAACACUCAAUUAUGAAAUUCCUACAGAAGAAACUUUAGAGUAUGACAGUCCCUUGUACAGUGCUGAUGAGCUUCUGGGGCUUGCACCACAAGAUUAUAGCUACACUCUACAUAUAAAAUUGAUCCUGAGUCGGAUGAUAGAUGGCAGCAGGUUCCAGGAAUUCAAAGCUAAUUAUGGAACUACCUUAGUAGCAGGAUUUGCUUACAUAGAAGGACAGCUAGUUGGAAUAGUGGCUAACAAUGGUGAGCUGACUCAGGAAGCUUCUCUGAAGGGUUCCCACUUCAUACAGCUUUGUAGCCAACGAAACAUUCCGAUCCUUUUUGUCCUGAAUACAGCUCCAUGUGCAGCAGAGCCAGUCAGUCUCACACAGGCAGAGGAUCACACUAAUAGGCUGAAAGCACAAGCAUCCAUGAUGGCUGCAGUUGCUUGUGCUGCUGUUCCCAAGAUAACCCUUGUGAUUGGUGGAUGCUAUGGAAAUGAAAGCUAUGCUAUGUGUGGAAGAUCAUUUGAUCCAAACUUCCUGUUCCUCUGGCCUAAUGCAAGAAUAGGCCUUGUGGAUUCAAGGCAUUGCCAUACACACUCAUUUCUUUGGGAUGCUGAUCGCCAAGGAGCAGAAGUAGACUUAAAACUAUUAAAGGAGAAACUAGAGGAAGAAAGCAGUGCAUUCUAUUCUUCUGCCAGACUCUGGGAUGAUGGAGUAAUCCUACCGCAGAGUUCAAGGAAGGUUAUUGCGCAAUGCUUAAGAAUUAUGAAACAGCAGAAAUACCAGAUCGUGUCCCUGCAACAGUCUCCUCUUCCUGUCAUAAGAAUGUAAGCAGGAAAGCCUGCCAGUAAAAAAUGAAUUUGAACAUCUGGCUCCCUGGAUGUUAAAUAGAAACAAUUUGUAUUUUAAUAUUGUCAUCAUGAUUUCUUAGUAUGAAAAUGUUUGAUUUCAAUAUAUGUUUAUAUAUCAGUCUUCAAUCAUGCUUCUAUUACUGUCCACACCCAGUGGUGGGAUACUUUAAAUUGAUGCCUUUUGUGCAGAAUAUAACGAAGGAAGUAUUAUGAAAAUCAUUUAUUAGCUGAUUUACCAAGGUUUUAAGGUGUCUUGAGUCAAUAGUUUAAAACAAAACUUAAAUAAUACAGAAAACAAAGAUUUAACAGCACCAGAAACACCAAAAUAUACUAACCAGCCAAGCCAAAACC
Lacerta agilis (Sand lizard) is the source of this 2297-nucleotide messenger RNA. RefSeq names its product methylcrotonoyl-CoA carboxylase beta chain, mitochondrial-like. Gene Ontology annotation, molecular function: methylcrotonoyl-CoA carboxylase activity. The record is from RefSeq and is a predicted model, not a curated record. Gene Ontology annotation, biological process: L-leucine catabolic process. Lineage: Eukaryota; Metazoa; Chordata; Lepidosauria; Squamata; Lacertidae. Gene Ontology annotation, cellular component: mitochondrion; methylcrotonoyl-CoA carboxylase complex. Bases 82 to 1926 code for a protein of 614 amino acids. The transcript has 13 exons.